This is a messenger RNA of Hemibagrus wyckioides, 4504 nucleotides long. RefSeq names its product lamin A (gene lmna). The transcript has 13 exons. The coding region runs from base 627 to 2618 and encodes 663 amino acids. NCBI's taxonomy places the organism in Eukaryota, Metazoa, Chordata, Actinopteri, Siluriformes, Bagridae. The record is from RefSeq and is a predicted model, not a curated record.
GUUUGUGAUUUGUGUCUAAAUCGUUAUGAUGUAGCUGGAUAUAUAACAGGUGGGGUUUGUAGUAUGUCCUUGGAUUUUGUGGAAAAGGAAGAAGCUUUAUUUGUGCCUGUAUAUUUGGAUGACCAGAGAUUAAAUGGUAUAAUAUGUGCUUAUCUGAGGUGGACUAAGGAGGAAUUACCUGCAAAGGACUGAAAGGGAGUUUUCCAUUUACAGAACCUUCACUUUUGGUUGGGCACAGAAUUUUCCAAUAGGAUUAAAGUCUAUGCUCGAAAAUAAUCAAAAGAACAAAAUGAGACAUGGAGAUAUGGGCCGAGGGAGAAAUAAUGAGGAGACGAGAGGGAGAGAGAAAAGGAUAGAGAGAGAACGGCAAGGCUCUGCUCUCCUCUGUGGUGCCGCCCUCUCCUUUUCAACCCCUCCCAUUUUCCCUCUCUCACUCUUUCCUGCUAGGGAAGGGUUGAAAGGCAUUGAGCCAAGGCCAGAGACAGAGUGAACAAGGCAGACCAGACGCUUUGAAUCUCCUCCACUACUGAGAGAAGUAGCAGCUACAGCAAGCUUCCACAAACUCUCUGAUCUCCACAAGAGAUUUGAUCUGCAAAUCUUCCCUCUAUCAGUCUUCAAGGCCAGUGAUGGAGAGUCCGGCUCAGAAACGAACCACCCGUGGUGCUGCGGCCAACGUGCUCUCGCCCACACGUAUUACUCGCUUGCAGGAGAAGGAGGACCUGUGCAACCUGAACGAUCGUCUAGCUGUGUACAUCGAUAAGGUGCGCUCUCUUGAGGUUGAGAAUGCCGGCCUGCGACUGCGUAUCACCGAGUCGGAGACGGAGAUCAGCCGGGAGCUGGGUGGCAUGAAGGCAGCAUAUGAGAGUGAGCUGGCUGAUGCUCGCAAAACUCUAGACUCGGUGGCCAAGGAGAGAGCCAGGCUGCAGCUAGAGCUCAGCAAGAUCCGCGAGGACUACAAGGAGCUCAAAGCCAGGAACAGUAAGAAAGAGUCUGAUCUGGAGUCAGCUCUGGCCAGGCUAAAGGAUCUGGAAGCUCUCCUCAACUCUAAGGAUGCUUCUCUCACUACAGCCCUAGGAGAGAAGAGGUCUCUGGAGACUGAAGUCAGGGAUCUGAAGGCUCAGUUGGCUAAGUUGGAAGGCAGUUUGAAUGAUGCUAAGAAGCAGCUGCAGGAUGAGAUGCUGAGGAGGGUGGAUGCAGAGAACCGCAUCCAGACUCUGAAGGAGGAGCUGGAGUUCCAGAAGAACAUCUAUGCUGAGGAACUGCGUGAGUCGAAGCGUAGGCAUGAGUCACGUAUGGUGGAGAUUGACAGUGGUAGACAGCAGGAGUUCGAGAGCAAGCUGGCUGAGGCCCUGGCUGAACUCCGCGGCCAGCAUGAGGAUCAGCUCCGCAUCUACAAGGAGGAGAUUGAGAAGACCUACAAUUCCAAGCUGGAGAAUGCACGUCAGUCUGCAGAUAGAAACAGCCAUCUGGUUGGAGCAGCUCAUGAGGAGCUGCAGCAGACACGUGUGAGGAUGGAGAGCAUGUCUGCUCAACUGUCCCAGCUCCAGAAACAGCUGGCUGCACGGGAGGCUAAGGUGCGUGAGCUGGAGGAGUCUCUGUCUCGUGAGAGAGAUCUCAUGCGCCGGCGGUUAGAGGAGAAGGAGAAGGAAAUAGCAGAUAUUCGCCACCGCAUGCAACAGCAGCUGGAUGAAUACCAGGAACUGCUGGACAUCAAGUUGGCCCUGGACAUGGAGAUCAGUGCUUACCGGAAAAUGCUAGAAGGAGAAGAGGAGAGGCUGCGUCUCUCUCCCAGUCCUCCACCUGCUCGUGUGAUAUCAGUCACUCGUACCUCAGGCUCUGGUGCACACACUCAGACGCGCAUGGCUCAGAGCAGCAGCACUCGCACUUCAUCUGGUAGCGCUAAAAAACGACGUCUCAAUGACACGGACAGUGAGGCUUCCAGCGUGACGGGUGGGACAGUGACACGCACUCGCAUUUCCCAGCAGGCCUCAGCCAGUGGUCGGGUCACUGUGGAUGAGGUGGACCUGGAGGGCAAAUAUGUACGUCUCAACAACAAAUCUGACCAGGACCAGUCUCUGGGCCACUGGCAGGUGAAGAGGCAGGUGGGCUCUGGUACACCCAUCAUCUACAAGUUCCCACCUAAAUUCAUCCUCAAGGCAGGACAGACUGUUACAAUCUGGGCUGCAGGAGGUGGUGGGACCCACAGUCCUCCUUCUGACCUGGUGUGGAAGGGUCAGAACUCCUGGGGAAGUGGAGAUCUCUUCCAGACUACUCUGAUUAACUCCAGUGGAGAGGAGAUGGCAAUGCGGAAAGUGACACGUACCCUGUUCCAGGAAGAAGAUGAUGAGGAAAUGGCUGCUCACAGUACAUGUGGAGAUGGAGAGUAUAACCUGCGCAGCCGCACGGUGAUCUGUGGCUCGUGUGGUCAGCCAUCAGACAGGAACACUGGCAGCUGUGUGUCGGCGAGCUCUGGAGUCUCCAGCGCCUCUCGCUCUUUCGCCAGUGGAGGUGGAGGACUUCCUGAGGGCCUGGUCUCCCACUCCCACUCCCACUUUAUCAUGGGCAAUGGCAACCCUAGACAGGGAGGUCCUAAACCGGAAAAAUGCUCCAUCAUGUAGGUCCAGGAACAACCAUGAUGUCGACCCAGUUCACCAUGAUCAGUUAUUUGUGCAACCUGGGAGACUUAAUUUCUUUUUCUAACUUGGCCAUCUAUAUUUUUUUAUUUUUCAUACUAUAAAUACUUAAUUCUUGUUUUGUAUGUAAUAAUCUGCAGGGUAGAUGGAAUGCUUUUGUCUAGCUGACUGCUUGCAUGCAGCUUGGGUGCUAUAUAGGGUUUGUAUAUAAAGUUCGGUAUACUAGUCUUCGCAUGUGGGCUAGGCAGCUGCUUUCCUAUAGAAAUGUUCAGGGAGAGAGGGAGGCUCAUCACUUCACACUUAUCCAAAGAACAGGAUCCGUCUUCAGCUGUCUUAUAAAAUGCUGUCAAAACACAACACGCACAUCUUGGUACUCCUAUUUGCAAGUUUACUUCCAUAGGGUCAGGAGUGUCUUUGAAUGUACUGUAAUGCAAAGCAAUUUUUUUUCUCAACGAUUAGCAAAUGGUUUCAUAAUUCAAAUAUCCUAAGGCAAGUAUUAAACACUAACUCAUGCUAGAAAACAAAUUUUGCAAUGCAGCAAGCAAAGUCUUAAAGGGAAGAUUAACAGGACCAUGUCACUUUAUUUAAGAAGCUUUUUUUUGUGCCUUUAUAUGAAUGUAGUGUUGUAGAUUAGUGUCUCAGUAGCACUGUGUACCAGUGUUCUUAUUCUCUGCCUCAUAUGAAAAGGCAAUGAGCAGCGUUGGAAUCAGAGACAAAUAUAUGAUAAGUGUUAGUUCCUUUUGUAAGUUGUCAUACUAAACAUGCGGCAUACUUUAUAUGAGCUUUUGACUAUUGAACGUCUAUGCAAUUGUUCGUUGAUAGCGACUGAAGAUAAUACAUUUAGGUACAAGGUUGUGAAGAAUAUAAUACAAAUUGAAAUUAUUUUCUAAGAUGUAACAGUCAUUGUUUGUAACCUAAGAAGACAUGGAGCACAAGAAUGUUUGUAAGUUAUAAGUACAAUUGAAUUUGUGUACAUUAGAGAGCCGAAUUUUGCAUUGAAAACCAAAACAUGGGUGAUUAAAACAUUAGUCCUUCGGACUGUUGAAAAAUGUAAUUGAAUUGAAAUGUAUAAAAGGUGUCUAUGGGGGUAAAUUUCUUUUGUAUCCUCAGGCUGGACAGCUGGAAGUGUUGACUUUGUUGUUGUUGUUGUUGUCACUCCUCUCUCUUGAAGCAGCUAUUACUUAAAUGACGGGUGUCCACUCUACUGCCUUUUGCCUCACUUACCAGAUUUGAUCUUUGGUCUUGGAAAACACUGCAAAUGUGUGUGUUAUCUGAUGUAUAUGAAGUCAUGAUGCAAAUGCAGUGUGUGUGAUCAUUUGGAGAGCUGCAUGGGACGUGAAUCUAUACUAAGAUUCUCCAGACAUAGUUUUCUGUAUCUCAGUAAGUGGACUGGACACCACUAGCUUGCAUUAAUAGCAUACGCUUUUCUCUCCUUAUGUUAUUGUGCUCAUGUGAUAGUGCUAGAUUGCUGUGGAUUUUGGUCAGGCAGUGGAGCAAUGUCACUUUUUUUUUUCUUUUUUUUUCCACUUUCGCAAAUGGAAUUGAGACCAAUUAAAAUCAUAAUGAGAAUAUAUUGAUGAUUUAUUUAAUGCCUGACCAACAAUCAUUAAUGUUAAUUUUUUAUAUAUAUAAAAUAUGGGGUGAGGUUUGGCAAUUAAGUAAUCUUCAUGGUAAGAAAAACCUCCCCAUUUCCCGAUAUAAUGAUCUUGAAGAUACAGUAUUCAUUAAUUGGCAACAAUUAAUUUUUUUUUUCCCUUUUUUUUGCUUUGUAGCUUUUUUUUUUUGUUCUGCACUUAAAAUGAUUACUGAUAUAGAACAUGUACGCUUAAACAGUGCCUUGAAUUCUUUCAUUAAAAAAAUACAAUUUCAGA